Molecule: messenger RNA, 2698 nt
Organism: Vespula pensylvanica (western yellowjacket)
Lineage: Eukaryota; Metazoa; Arthropoda; Insecta; Hymenoptera; Vespidae
Product: probable ATP-dependent RNA helicase DDX55 homolog
Exons: 8
Coding region: 111-1883 (590 amino acids)
Cellular component (GO): nucleolus
Molecular function (GO): nucleic acid binding; ATP binding; RNA helicase activity
Source: RefSeq, a predicted model, not a curated record
UAUGCGCAUGUCAUUUGCUCGGGACGACAGUAUUAGACUCGACCGGUAACGUAGAAAACGCUCGAACAUAACCUUUAAAAUAUUAUCUUGUAAGAACUUACAAACUAAAUAUGAAAACGCAGAAUUGGAAAGAAUUAGAUAUUCCUUUGAGCAAGCCUGUAUUAGAAACACUUCAGGAAUUGAAAUUUGAGAUCAUGACACCUGUUCAAGCAGCCUGUAUACCUCUCCUUUUAAAAGGGAAAGACGUUGCUGCAGAGGCAGUAACAGGUAGUGGCAAGACACUUGCUUUUCUUAUUCCUUUAAUGGAAAUAUUACAAAGACGCCCUGAUAAAUGGAAAAAUACAGAAAUAGGAGCUUUAAUAAUAACACCGACUAGAGAAUUAGCUAUUCAAAUCAGUGAAGUAUUAGCAAACUUCUUAAAUAAGCUCUUAUUAUUGAAGCAAGUAAUUCUUGUCGGUGGUACAACUAUUAAUGAAGAUAUAGAGAAAUUAAAAGGUGGUGCCAAUAUCAUAAUAGCCACUCCUGGUAGAUUAGAAGAUAUGCUUUCUAAUUGUAAAAGUAUAAAUUUAACAAAAUGCUUGAAAUCUUUGGAAAUAUUAGUCUUGGAUGAAGCUGAUAGAUUACUAGACUUAGGUUUUUCAAAAACAUUAGAUAUUAUAUUAAGUUAUUUACCACGUUUACGAAGAACAGGUCUUUUUUCUGCUACACAAACGAAAGAAUUACAACAAUUAAUCAGAGCAGGGUUAAGAAAUCCAGCUUUUGUUUCUGUAAAGGAGAAAGCUAAUAUAUCAACACCUUUGAGCUUAACAAAUAAUUAUGUAGUAAUACAAGCUGAAAAUAAGUUAUCAACAAUGAUAAGUUUUAUUCAACAAAAAGGAAUUCAUUUAAAAUAUAUGAUUUUUUUAUCUACCUGCGCAUGUGUAGAUUACUUCAGCCAUGUUAUACAAGCAAUGUUAUCAAAGACACGAGUGUUAGCUUUACACGGUAAAAUGAAGAAAAAAAGAUACAAAAUAUUUGAUGAGUUUCGUUCAAUAGAAGCUGGCAUUUUAAUAUGUACCGAUGUCAUGGCUAGAGGUAUUGAUAUAUCAGAAGUAGAUUGGGUAUUACAAUACGAUCCUCCAUCUACUGCCAGCAAUUUUGUACAUAGAUGUGGAAGAACAGCCAGAAUUGGGCACAAAGGAAGUGCAUUACUUUUCCUAUUAAAAAAUGAAGAUGCAUAUAUAGAUUUUAUUAAAAGAAAUCAAAAAGUAGAUGUACAAGAAAUGAAAUUAGAAGUAUGUACAGAUAUAACGAAAAAGUGUUUACAAUGUAUGCGUGACUUACAAUUGAAAGAUAGACAAAUAUUUGAUAAAGCAAAUAGGGCAUUUGUAUCAUAUGUACAAGCAUAUAAUAAACACGAAUGUAACUUAAUUUUAAGAUUAAAAGAUAUUGAUUUAGGAAACCUUGCCAUGGGUUUUGGUUUAUUAAAAAUGCCACGAAUGCCUGAAUUAAAAGGACGCGAUAUAACAUCUUUUGUUGCUCCAGAAAUAGAUUCCAAUUCAAUUACAUAUUUGAACAAAGAAAAGGAACGAAUCAGACAAGAAAAAUUAAAUGAGUUUCAUAAUACAGGUACUUGGCCUGGAAGAAUGAAACGUAAAUGUAAACAAACAGAAUCUUGGACUGAAACAAAAAAAAGGAAAUUAGAAAAACAAGAAAAACGUAAAAAGCGAAAAGAAAAGAAAAAAAUUCAACAAGAAAAGGGUAUUGUUCAAGUUAAAAAAAAAAAGAGAUCUAUUACUUCAGAAGAGUUAGAAGAAUUAGCAAAAGAUGUAGCAUUAAUAAAAAAAUUUAAAAAGAAAAAGAUAACUAAAGAAGAGUUUGAAGCAGAAUUUGGAGUUAGUUAACAAAAAGUUGGAAAAAGUAUAAAUUUUCUUUGAAAAAAAUCAUAUCAAAAAAUGGUGUUUUUUCAAGAAUAGUUUAUACAUAAAAAUAAAGCUUUUUCAAAAAUCCGAAAAAGCUAUGUCCUCGUUUAAACCUUCAUUUUUAAAAUAAGACCUUAUUCAUCAAAAUCGAUUUUGAAUCACGUUUUAAUCAUCCUGUAAUGAGGAUUUCCUAGUUACCAACUAUUAAAAUAUAUUCUAGUCAUCGACUAAUGGUAAAACAGAACUUUACCAUCAAUCCGUUUAGAAUGAGGGCGGUAGUUGUUUCCUGUUUUAUCAUUAUUCGUAUAAAAUGAAGUACUUUAACUGUUCAAGCAGUAAAAUUUCGAAUAUGUGUUUGUUGUUUUCAAAUAAUAUUAUCCAAAAGGACAUAAUAACUUCGACAGUUCUACAGUUAGUUUCUUUUUAUAUUUUGAUAUUACAAGUAAUAUUGAAAUAAUGGUUAUUUAAAUACGCUUUAGCUAUUUGUAUAUGUUUAAUUAUAAGUAAAAAGUAUAAUCUAGUAUAUGGAUUUUCUUUACUUUGAUGAAAUGUACCAUUGUUUUUAUUACAUAUAAACAUUUCUGUCACACUUUAACUCGAUUAUUAGAUUACGUGCGAGAGGGGUAUAACCUAUAUAAGUAGGGACAGUGUUCUGUGAAGCAAUUAUUUUAUUCAACCUGUCGUAAGGUUAUAUACGCUACGAACUAAAAGUGGUGAAUAGUCAAAUCUUUUUAUAUUUUGUAUGUACUAUAUAUAUAAUUUUUUUUUGAUACUUCAAUAAAAUUUUUCAUAAUUAG